Coregonus sp. 'balchen' is the source of this 10449-nucleotide messenger RNA. The record is from the annotation of a GenBank genome assembly. Lineage: Eukaryota; Metazoa; Chordata; Actinopteri; Salmoniformes; Salmonidae.
GUGGUAGUUCCAAAAACAUCCAGUCCCCAGUGUGAUGGCCUGAGACGAGGCUUGCAUUGUGCUGCACUUCGGCUUCAGGAGGACAAGUCCAUCCCAGUCCCUCCAUCCUCCACCUCUGCUGCAUCCUCAACUACAACCUUCCACGAGCAUUACCAAGCUCACCCAUCUGAACAUGACACAGCCACAUCAACGCAGGAAGCUGCUGCACCUGAGGCUGUUGCUGAGGAGGCUCCCCAGCCCAACACCAGGUUAGGAUGAUACCGCAAACUGACACUUACACACCUUACCAAUGCAUAACAUUACCAUACCAUGUUGUGGCAUUGCUGUUAAUUUUGGACACCCAGAACUAAAAUCUUUAGUGUGUCAGAUGCUUGAAUAAGUUCUAGGGGGAGACAUGUUAUAAAAUGUACUAACGAGAUUAGCGAAAUCUCCACCCCUCUAAACGGUAACUCUCAGCCAGUUUCUGGCAAGUCUUUGGGCCAAAUGUACACUCCACACCUGAAAAAAUUGUGAUUUGUCCAAAUGAUCAGUGAAGAAAAAUCUGCGUACCAUAACAAAGUUCCAAUUGACAGAUGCUACUACCAUUUGUUACGUGCAUCUGUCCGCGAGAGAUUACAUUGCUACUGGAACAACAUAGUAAUUUUGUUCUUAAGAUACUUCUGACGUGUGUAUGCCAACCGUCUAUGCUGUGUUCUCUCUGUGAUGGUGCAGUUAUGCAGGCCAGAGUGGAGAACAAGGAGAAAAUUAUGAAACAGAGGAGCAACUGCAAGCGCGCAUCCUUAACGCUGCGCUGGACUUUGUCCCACUACAUGGUUGGACUGUUGAGGCCAUUUCAGCAGGAGCUGAGGUGAGUGAGUCUAGGGAAGUUGGAUUCACUGUAAUUGUGUGGAUGGAGAGGUUGGAGAGUUAAAGGUAAUGUGACUAAAUAUGAUUGUUGCUUUCCUAUUACUGUUUUCCUCUGAGCAGACCCUGGGCCUCUCAGCAGCCUCCAGUGGAAUGUUCCAGAAUGGGGCAGGGGACCUGGUCCUGCACUUCAUCGCUCAGUCCAAUACCCAGCUAACAGAGCAACUGGCAGAGCAUCACAAUCAGGUCCAACUUGGUCAAGCAGAGUAUGUUCCCUCACUCUCAAAUUAGCAGGUGGAAGAAUUAUAUUGCACUUAUACUGUGCAGUUAGGAUUUAAACAUGUAUGCGAUUGUUAUUGGUGUGUGUGUGAGCAUGUGUUAACCACAGUAUUUCUUGCAGACCAAAGAAAACUGCUGAGUUUCUUAGGGAUGCCGUGGAAAUCAGAUUGAGGAUGUUGACCCCAUACAUUGAUAAUUGGCCACAGGUAUCUUGCACACAACACAGGAUAACAAUUGGGCCCUAUGUGCCCUUGACCUUAAACACGUGACAGUUAAUCCCUGCACCUUGAACCAGUUCAAGCUACUCCUUGGUAUAAGGUAGCCUAAUCUUGUAACGUCUUCUUUACACACUAAUAGAGGCAACCAUUUAUUACACCUGUACACCACAGGAGGUUGGUGGCACCUUAAUUGGGUAGAACUGGCUCGUGAUAAUGGUUGGAGCGGAAUAAGUGGAAUGGUAUCAAACAUGGUUUCCAUGUGUUUGAUGCCAUUCCAUUUGCUCCGUUCCAGCCAUUAUUAUGAGCCGUUCUCCCUUCAGCAGCCUCCUGUGCUGUGCACAAAUGUGUCAUACAGCUUACUUAGAAGAAAUGUAUCACUGCCAUCCACAUUCUUAGUCUCUCCCACUUAUAUUAAAAACAUUUAUUACACUCGGUAACAAAGAUCUGUUUUUUUCUGCUGAUUUAAAGUAUAUCUUCCUUUCUCCAGGCUAUGAGUAUUAUGUUUCUGCCACACAACAUUGCAGACAGUCUGAAGCACCUCUCCACCCUGGUAGAUGAUAUCUGGUACUAUGCUGGAGACCGCUCCACAGAUGUGAGUCGAUCCCCUCAGCCUAAGUACAUCUCUCCCCAUGUCUUCCUCACCCCCUUUCAUCAUGCACCUCAUACUAUCUGGCCUGCCUCUGCAAAGGUUACUACUCACCACCUCUCCUCACUGCACUCUCCCUGUCCCUCUCACUUUUAACUCUGUUUACUCCUUUAAUCCAUCUCCUAUGCUCUAUAAUAUCCCUCUUUUAUAUGUGGGUGCUACUAACAUUAUUUGUUAAUCUGCCUAAUACAAAUACUUAUAUUUCCCUCUUGAUUAAGGUUUUGGUAUAGCCUGUCAACAACCACUAUGCUGUAUCUGUCUAUCAAAAUCAUUUUUUUUCAGUUUUCCCUCUGUUCCCAUCUCAGUUGAACUGGUAUACGAAACGGGCUGCACUGACAGGGAUCUAUAACACCACAGAGCUGGUGAUGGUACAGGACUCCUCAGAAGACUUCCAGGACACCUGGAACUUCCUUGACAACCGCAUUCAGGAUAUUGUCAACAUGGCCGGCGCCGCCAAACAGGUACCAUUUCCUCAGUCUGUGUAUAGUCCCUUAAAUUAGGUAAAAGGUCACCAGUAAUAAAAUGUAUAAAUCAUUAGAAAGACCUCACUAGUAUACAACCUAUAUUAAGGGAACUCAAUACGUGUAAUUGAAAUCUCUUUUGCUAUUGUGACCUGUAGGUGGCAUCCACAGGAGAAGCAGUGGUGCAGGGGCUUAUGGGAGCUGCUGUUACGGUGAGGAUGCUAGAGAGAAUACGCAUGUUUGAGAUGCACAGAAUAAAGGAUUAUUAUAACAAAUUGACAGCUUAAACGCUUCUCUAGGCAUUGUGAAGAUCUGUUGUAUCUGUGUCUUGAAUACGCACAGCAGCAUUGCUUGUAACCUUGGGAGGCUUUUUUUCAAAAUUCUACAUUGUUUAAAUGAUAAUACCAGGCACUGUAUUUGUUUGGUUCCAAUUGUAUUUUGUGUGUUUAGUAGUGACUGGAGAUUUCUCUAUUUUUCAGCUGAAGAAUCUAACCGGACUUAACCAGAGACGGUGAAACAAGAUGGCUAUUUCUGUUCCACCAUCCCCUCGGAUCUCUGCCAGUCAGCAGUUUGUUUAAAACGGUUUUCCCUCAUGCACGCUCAUAUCCCUUAUUCCUUUUGUAUAAAGGACACAAAAAGUGAUUGUAUUUGAAACAUUUUUGUUCGGCUCCAUUGAGAGUUCUUAAAUAAAUUACAUAUUAUUUACAACAGAACAGUGUGAUUUUUUUUUUCUCCAGUUAUUGAUUUAGGAUGAGGACAAAGCAUAAUUGGAAUGUGUCAACUAAGAAACAGAUCUAGAUUAGAGAUAUCCUGUGUUUAUUAACACCUAGCCAUAGUUCCUUACAGUGAACAACACUGCAUAGAUUUUCUUGGUGCAAAAAAAAAAUCGUUUGAAACAUAUUUCUAGACGUCACGGGGGUGUGACCCGGAUGUUAAAAAGAACCCGCCCACCACAACUGUGACCCCAUCAGACUUUAUUAAUUUAUUUUGGCCAAUGAGUGGUAAGCAAUUUGAGGCCCUCCGGGUGGCGUUGUUUUCUUUAAUACACCGACAGGACUAGCAUCUGGUUUGCAAACUUUACUGUAUAUUGCUUUUCUUAUACGUUAACCAUGCCGUAUGCUAACCAGCCAAUAGUGAAAAUCACAGAACUGACGGAUGAGAAUGUUAAAUUUGUCAUUGAGAACACCGACCUGUCGUGAGUAACCAUUAAACGGAUUAUCAAAAAGUUGUUAGCUAGCAAGCUUGCGAGAGGGUAGCCAAUGAAGGUAGAUAACGUUCUUGAUAGGUAGCUAGUUAGCGCGCCUGCGAUAAACUUGAUAACCACAGCACGAUGUUCAUUUUUCAGUCGUUGUAACUAGAUGUACGUGAAUGAAUAAGUAGCAAUGGAAAUUGAGACAUGUGUAACUAACUAAUUAGCUAGUUGGCUUGCAAGGAUGGCGUAGCGAGGCUCAAACCAGCGACUCUCCUGCCUCUUACCUUUGGGGUCGUGGUGCUCGACGACAUGGAGGGCUUGCUGUUAGAUCAUCUUAUUACAAGAGACUGCUAUUGCCUGAAGUUUCACAUUCAUUCUUUCACAUGUGUCGUCUGAUUUACACAGGGUUGCGAAUUCCAUCCGACGUGUCUUUAUGUCAGAGGUUGCAACAAUAGGUAAGAAAGUCUAAUUAAUCAGGCUGUACACAAUUAAUUGGUACUAGGAUAUACAGCCUGAAACGAAUGCCUGCUAAAUCGUGUAAAUAAAUGUUCCUUACAAGCCAGAAGUUGAAUAAAAUUACAUUUAAACUUACUCUACCGGUUGUAUGUGCGGUUUGUCAUUCAGCUGUUAAAAAUUGGCAAUAUGGUGUAAAUGCAAACCGCAAUUCGAGGCGUUUCUUGAUGUGGGCGUUCCUUGAUAUCAGGUAACGCCAAUUGGUGCCUGCCAUUGGUCAGUUCCGGGGUUAUGUGACUGGUUUCUCUACACAGAUUAUUUGUUUACAUAGGUUAGGAUAAAUAACAUGCAGAUUAAAAACUGUAAUAUCUUAUGUUUCACUGAGUCGUGACUGAACGAAGACAUGGAUAAUAUACAGUUGGCUGGUUUUUCCGUGCAUCGGCAAGACAAAACAGACAAGGGGUGGCGAUCUGUGUCUAUUUGUCAAAAGUAGCUGGUGUGCGAAAUUAAAUAUUAAGGAAGUCUUGAGGUUUUGCUCGCCUGAGGUAGAGUAUCUCAUGAUAAACUGUAGACCAAGCAUUUCGCUACACCCGCAAUAACAUCUGCUAAACACGUGUAUGUGACAAAUAAAAUUUGAUUUGAUUUACCAAGAGUUUAUCUAUAUUUUUCGUAGCUGUCUAUUUACCACCACAAACCGAUGCUGGCUCUAAGACCUCACUCAAAAUGCUCAUCCAGAGGUGUGGCCGGGGACUUUAAUGCAGGGAAACUUUAAUCAGUUUUACAUCAUUUCAACCAGCAUGUUACAUGUGCAACCAGAGGAAAAAAAAAACUCUAGACCACCUUUACUCCACACACAGAGACGCGUACAAAGCUCUCUCUCGCCUUCCAUUUGGCAAGUCUGACCAUAAUUCUAUUCUUCUGAUUACUGCUUACAAGCAAAAACUAAAGCAGGAAGUACCAGUGACUCGCUCAAUACGGAAGUGGUCAGAUGACGCAGAUGCUAAACUACAGGACUGUUUUGCUAGCACUGACUGGAAUAUGUUCCGGGACUCAUCCGAUGGCAUUAAGGAGUAUACCACAUCAGUCACCGGCUUCAUCAAUAAGUGCAUCGACGACGAUGUCCCCACAGUGACCAUACGUACAUACCCCAACCAGAAGCCAUGGAUUACAGGCAACAUCCGCACUGAGCUAAAGGGUAGAGCUGCUGCUUUCAAGGAGCGGGACUCUAACCUGGACGCUGAUAUGAAAUCCAGCUAUGCCCUCAGAUGAACCAUCAAACAGGCAAAGCGUAAAUACAGGACUAAGAUUGAAUCCUACUACACAGGCUCCGACGCUCGUUGUAUGUGGCAGGGCUUGCAAACUACACUGCUCAAAAAAAUUAAGGGAACACUAAAAUAACACAUCCUAGAUCUGAAUGGAUGAAAUAAUCUUAUUAAAUACAUUUUUCUUUACAUAGUUGAAUGUGCUGACAACAAAAUCACACAAAAAUUAUCAAUGGAAAUCAAAUUUAUCAACCCAUGGAGGUCUGGAUUUGGAGUCACCCUCAAAAUUAAAGUGGAAAACCACACUACAGGCUGAUCCAACUUUGAUGUAAUGUCCUUAAAACAAGUCAAAAUGAGGCUCAGUAGUGUGUGUGGCCUCCACGUGCCUGUAUGACCUCCCUACAACGCCUGGGCAUGCUCCUGAUGAGGUGGUGGAUGGUCUCCUGAGGGAUCUCCUCCCAGACCUGGACUAAAGCAUCCGCCAACUCCUGGACAGUCUGUGGUGCAACGUGGCAUUGGUGGAUGGAGCGAGACAUGAUGUCCCAGAUGUGCUCAAUUGGAUUCAGGUCCGGGGGAUGGGCGGGCCAGUCCAUAGCAUCAAUGCCUUCCUCUUGCAGGAACUGCUGACACACUCCAGCCACAUGAGGUCUAGCAUUGUCUUGCAUUAGGAGGAACCCAGGGCCAACCGCACCAGCAUAUGGUCUCACAAGGGGUCUGAGGAUCUCAUCUCGGUACCUAAUGGCAGUCAGGCUACCUCUGGCGAGCACAUGGAGGGCUGUGCGGGCCCCCAAAGAAAUGCCACCCCACACCAUGACUGACCCACCGCCAAACCGGUCAUGCUGGAGGAUGUUGCAGGCAGCAGAACGUUCUCCACGGCGUCUCCAGACUCUGUCAUGUCUGUCACAUGUGCUCAGUGUGAACCUGCUUUCAUCUGUGAAGAGCACAGGGCGCCAGUGGUGAAUUUGCCAAUCUUGGUGUUCUCUGGCAAAUGCCAAACGUCCAGCACGGUGUUGGGCUGUAAGCUCAACCCCCACCUGUGGAUGUCGGACCCUCAUACCACCCUCAUGGAGUCUGUUUCUGACUGUUUGAGCAGACACAUGCACAUUUGUGGCCUGCUGGAGGUCAUUUUGCAGGGCUCUGGCAGUGCUCCUCCUGCUCCUCCUUGCACAAAGGCGGAGGUAGCUGUCCUGCUGCUGGGUUGUUGCCCUCCUACGGCCUCCUCCACGUCUCCUGAUGUACUGGCCUGUCUCCUGGUAGCGCCUCCAUGCUCUGGACACUACGCUGACAGACACAGCAAACCUUCUUGCCACAGCUCGCAUUGAUGUGCCAUCCUGGAUGAGCUGCACUACCUGAGCCACUUGUGUGGGUUGUAGACUCCGUCUCAUGCUACCACUAGAGUGAAAGCACCGCCAGCAUUCAAAAGUGACCAAAACAUCAGCCAGGAAGCAUAGGAACUGAGAAGUGGUCUGUGGUCACCACCUGCAGAACCAGUCCUUUAUUGGGGGUGUCUUGCUAAUUGCCUAUAAUUUCCACCUGUUGUCUAUUCCAUUUGCACAACAGCAUGUGAAAUGUAUUGUCAAUCAGUGUUGCUUCCUAAGUGGACAGUUUGAUUUCACAGAAGUGUGAUUGACUUGGAGUUACAUUGGGUUGUUUAAGUGUUCCCUUUAUUUUUUUGAGCAGUGUAUUACAGACUACAAAGGGAAGCCCAGCCUGCGAGCUGCCCAUUGACACAAGCCUACCAGACUAGCUAAACGACUUCUAUGUGCGCUUCGAGGCAAGCAACACUGAAGCAUGCAUGAGAGCACCACCUGUUCCGGACGACUGGGUGAUCACGCUCGCCGUAGCCGAUGUGAGUAAGACCUUUAAACAGGUCAACAUUCACAAGGCCGCAGGGCCAGACGGAUUACCAGGACGUGUACUCUGAGCAUGUGGUGCCAGGACAACAACCUCUCCCUCAACGUGAUCAAGACAAAGGAGAUUAUCGUGAACUACAGGAAAAGGAGGGCCGAGCACGCCCCCAUUCUCAUCGACGGGGCUGUAGUGGAGCAGGUUGAGAGCUUCAAGUUCCUUGGUGUCCACAUCACCAACAAACUAGCAUGGUCCAAACACGCCAAGACAGUCGUGAAGAGGGCACGACAACGCCUAUUCCCCCUCAGGAGACUGAAAAGAUUUGGCAUGGGUCCUCAGAUCCUCAAAAAGUUCUACAGCUGCACCAUCGAGAGCAUCCUGACUGGUUGCAUCACCACCUGGUAUCGGAACUGCUCGGCCUCCGACCGCAAGGCGCUACAGAGGGUAGUGCGUACAGCCCAGUACAUCACUGGGGCCAAGCUUCCUGCCAUCCAGGACCUCUAUACCAGGUGGUGUCAGAGGAAGGCCCUAAAAAUUGCCAAAGACUCCAGCCACCCUAGUCAUAGACUGUUCUCUCUGCUACCCCCCCCCUACUCGCUGUUUAUUCCCCGCACAUUGACUCGGUACCGGUACUCCCUGUAUAUAGCCUCGUUAUUGUUAUUUAAUUGUUGCUCUUAUUUUUUACUUUUGUUUAUUUAGAAAAUACUUUCUUACUCUGCAUUGUUUAAGGGCUUGUAAGUAAGCAUUUCAUGGUAAGGUCUACACCUGUUGUAUUUGGUAGGAUAAUUACUGGCGUGGCAGGCUUAGGAGAAUGAGGUUAGGAAAAAGUUGGGGUUAGGCUUAGCUACAAUGCUACAGUCAACAACUGAUGUCCCUGAAGUAAAAGAAACAUCCACGGACCAAUAGCGAGCAUCAAUGGGUGUAACUUCACAUCAAGAAAAUCCGAUAUCAGAAAACGCCCCUAAUUGCGGUCUGCAAUUACACCCUUCUCGGAAUUUGAGACAAAAAUAUCCACAGGAAAGUAUUGUUUACACAACUUUUUAGAGGCAAAUUACCGGCUCUCUAUAAAGUAGGGUAAACAAUACAUUCCUGUGGAUAUUUUAUCUCAAAUUAUGAGCAGCUGAAGGACAAAACCGCACAGACAACCGGUAGAGUAAGUUUAAAUGUAAUUUUAUUCAACAUUCUGGCUUGUAAGGAACAUUUACAUGGUUUUGCGGGCAUUCGUGUCAGGCUGUAUAUACCAAUUAAUUGUGUAUUACAGCCUGAUUAAUCAGACUAGGUAAGAUACAGCAUCACCUGUGCUUGUUCUCAUCAGUGUUACUUAGAAUCUCAUGAACGUGUAGACAUUUGUGUUGGUCAUGUCCCCGCAAUGAUUAAUAUUUGCGGAAGUGUUCAUGUCAUUAUGUCUCAUUUCAGCUAUUGAUUGGAUUCAAAUUGAUGCAAAUUCUUCUGUGAUCCACGACGAGUUUAUCGCUCACAGAGUGGGUAUGUAGCUAGUGUAUUACAUCAUUUAGCAGACGCUCUUAUCCAGAGCGUAUUAUACGAUUCUACAUUUUUUCUGUCCCUUGUAUUCUCCUUUAUAACAAUAUUGUACUGAUCACUAAGUCUAUGGUCACAUUUUCAGGUCUUAUCCCCCUUACCAGUGAUGACGUUGUGGACAAGAUGCAGUACUCCAGAGUAAGCAUUUGGACACCUGAUGAAGACCAGACAAUGGCUGAAAGUUACAUUGCCAGCCAUGCUCACUUGAAGAUAAAACCACUAAUGCUUUGCCCCUCUAUUCCCAUCUACCAUAGGACUGUACAUGUGACGAUUUCUGCCCAGAAUGCUCUGUUGAACUGACACUGGACGUUCGCUGCACAGAAGACCAGACCCGCCAUGUGACCUCACGAGACCUGCUGUCCAACCACCCUCGAGUCAUUCCUGUGAGUGAGCUUCCAUUCAACAAUAAUUCACAUACAGAUUUUCCUCCACUUAUUAUUUUGUUCAGAAGUGAGUUGACUUAUGUGAUCUUCAGGUGACCUCCAAGAGUCGAGACAAUGAUCCCAAUGACUAUGUUGAACAGGAUGGUAGGCUGCUCUUUCCCAUGGUUUUCUAUUAAAAUAUUUUAUUAGAAAUAUUUGGUCUCUUACAUGCAUUGCUGCUCGCGUUUAUAAUUCUACCCUCCUCCUCAUCUUGGCUCUGCCUCCUUCCUCUCGUCAGACAUUUUGCUGGUGAAGCUUCGGAAGGGUCAGGAGCUGCGUCUCAGAGCUUAUGCCAAGAAAGGCUUUGGCAAGGAGCAUGCCAAGUGGAACCCUACAGCAGGGGUGUCCUUUGAGUAUGACCCAGACAAUGCACUGAGGCACACUGUUUAUCCACGGCCAGAGGAAUGGUGUGUUACAUUUUAAUGUUCUUAAGGGAGACACAUGACAGUAUUCGGUGAGGGAGAGUGUUACUGUGAAUUGACCCUGUUAUUCUCGGUCUCAGGCCAAAGAGUGAAUACUCAGAGAUUGAGGAGGAUGAGGUGCAAGCACCCUUUGACCCCAAUGGCAAACCUGAGCGGUGAGUAUCAGUUAAUUGGAGUCUAAAUGGUUCUUUACAAGUCAGUACCAAUGUAAUCAAUGCAGUCUGUUAUGGAGCAUUUAUUUUGUGCAUCAUCAGUGUCAACUGUCCAUUCCUAUGAUGAUGACAAUAACUGUGUGAUACAGGUUUUGAUGGUGUUAAAACAGUAUGUGAUGACAAAGAUGGUGAAUAAUGAUCAGUAGGAAAGAUGGCAGAGACCUGUUAAUUUCUGUUGUGGCACAAACUUUUGCAGGUUCUAUUACAACGUGGAGACAUGUGGCUCACUGCGACCGGAGACCAUCGUCAUGUCUGCUCUGGCAGUGCUGAAAAAGAAACUGAGUGAUUUACAGACCCAGCUGAGCCACGAAAUCCAGAGUGAUGUCCUCACAAUCAACUAAGACCUGCAGUUUUAGCCAGUUCUACACCGCUCACAGAGAUCUGAAGCAGACCCAGUUGCAAAUCAUGAACUUUUUUGAUGGUGGCAAAUUUGUGAUAUAGGCAGGAGAAAAGUUGAUCCAGCCAAGAGCUCACAUACUGAUAUCAUCCGUUGUUUCUACAUCUGCCAUAUUGUUUUGUCUUUUCUCUUCAUUCUCUGAUAUAUUUGUAUUUUUCCGCUUCGUAGAAGUUGUUCGCAGGAGAAUUCCUUGUUUUGAAUUGUUUAUUUUGUGUACUGAAAAACAGUUUUUUAAACAAUAAAUCCCAAUUUUCA